CCGCUGCAUGUUCCUAAUAUUGAUCUGCUGCUUCUAUUGGAUCACAGAAUGUAUCCCGUUGUAUGUUACCUCGCUGAUGCCGAUUUUCGCCCUGCCGGCAAUGCAGAUUUUGAGCUCCGAGAGGACCUGCCAAAAUUAUUUCAAGGACACUUUGGCUAUGUUUUUGGGUAGUCUGAUUGUGGCCUCGGCCAUUGAGUAUUGUAAUCUGCACAAGAGGUUGGCCUUGAAGACAAUUCUGCUGGUGGGAUGUAGUCCCAGGAGAUUGCACAUUGGUCUGAUUUGUGUCACUAGUUUCAUAUCGAUGUGGAUAUCAAAUUCCGCCACCACGGCCAUGAUGUGUCCGAUUGUUAAGGCGGUGCUGCAGGAAUUGGAGACGAAUCAAGUCCUUGAAAUUUGGAUGCCCGAGGAUAAAGAACCCCCGAUAGAGGGCAAAAAACACCCUUCCCGUAUUUCCAUGGCGUUCUACUUUGGCAUUGCUUAUGCCUCGACAAUAGGUGGCUGUGGCACACUGAUCGGAACGGGUACGAAUUUAACAUUUAAAGGGCUAUUUGAAGGCCGAUUUCCCGAUGCAACGGAUAAAAUUGAUUUCCCCCAUUUCCUCGGCUGGGCCUUGCCUAUGGUGAUAGUGGAUACGGUGCUGUUAUUUCUUAGUUUGCAAAUAACCCACUUAGGCCUGGGGCGUCCUGAUAGCCCCACAGCCCAAGAGGUAUCACGUGGCGCCCAAGCAGCUGCCACAGUAAGGGCUGCCGUCAUGGAAAAAUAUUCCGAAUUGGGGCCAAUGUCACGGCACGAAUGUCAGGUGUUGUUUUGGUUUUUGGCCAUGAUUGCUUUGCUGUUUACCCGUUCGCCGGGUUUUAUGCCCGGUUGGGCGGAUUUUUUCAACGCAGUGGAAAUUAAAACCUCCGGUGCGGUUAUGCUAACAGUAGUGGCCCUGUUUUUGUUUCCCAUGACCUGUUUCUAUUGGGCCCAUCUGAAACCGAAAGGUCCCUAUCCAACGCAACGGGAACGAGCCCUGUUAACCUGGGAUUUUGUGCACAAUCAUGUACCCUGGGGCCUGGUGUUUCUACUGGGUGGUGGCUUUGCUUUAGCCGAUGCCAGUCAAGAAAGUGGUAUGGCCAAGCUAUUGGGUGAGGCAAUGUCCGGUUUGGUAUCCUGGCCGGAUUUUGCCAUACAAGUUGCGGCGGUUUCAUCGGGUAUUUUUCUCACCAAUUUCAGUGCCAAUGUGCCGAUAUGUAAUAUACUGAUACCCAUACUGCAGGAACUGGCCGUUGCGAUAAAAAUGAAUCCGAUUAUGUUGGUAUUUCCGGCGGGUAUAGCUACCAGUAUGGCAUUCCACCUGCCGGUGGGUACCCCACCAAAUGCCAUUGUGGCCGGUUAUGCUGGGAUCAAAAGUAAAUAUAUGGCCGAAGCAGGUAUUUUACCCACAAUUUUUACCCUCCUAAUGCUGCUCGUGAAUGUCCAAACAAUGCAUUAUCUAAUCUAUCCCUCAAGAGAAUUUCCCAUUUGGGCCAAGGCAUAUGAAUUUUAA
This is a messenger RNA of Musca vetustissima, 1528 nucleotides long. RefSeq names its product protein I'm not dead yet-like. The record is from RefSeq and is a predicted model, not a curated record. Gene Ontology annotation, cellular component: membrane. The transcript has 10 exons. NCBI's taxonomy places the organism in Eukaryota, Metazoa, Arthropoda, Insecta, Diptera, Muscidae. The coding region runs from base 8 to 1528 and encodes 506 amino acids. Gene Ontology annotation, biological process: citrate transport; monoatomic anion transmembrane transport. Gene Ontology annotation, molecular function: citrate transmembrane transporter activity; succinate transmembrane transporter activity.